Aspergillus clavatus NRRL 1 is the source of this 1491-nucleotide messenger RNA. RefSeq names its product putative MFS efflux transporter. NCBI's taxonomy places the organism in Eukaryota, Fungi, Ascomycota, Eurotiomycetes, Eurotiales, Aspergillaceae. Bases 1 to 1491 code for a protein of 496 amino acids. Gene Ontology annotation, molecular function: transmembrane transporter activity. Gene Ontology annotation, cellular component: membrane. The record is from RefSeq and is a predicted model, not a curated record. The transcript has a single exon. Gene Ontology annotation, biological process: transmembrane transport.
AUGGCCACUUCAGCGUUUGGAGCUGUGGUGCGAUUUGAGAGCACCUCACCGAUCGCCAACCCCGCAGCUGCCGUGCGCAAAGACGGACAAGGCAUCGCUCGUGCUCCCUCUGAAUAUGAGCUAAAUCAUAUGCGCGAUAACCGACAGUCCGGCCCCUCAGGAGCGAACACAGGCGCCCAUACGCCAAUAAAUACUGUUACGCCCAGUGUGUUAGAAAGCCAUCCAGGCUCACCUGCAGAAGACGGCGCCAUCGAUCCUCUUCCCAACCCUGCAACAUCAUCAGUCACGAAAUGGCGUCUCUUGAGUGCCUGUUUGAUGAACAUGGCAAAUGGUUUGAAUGACAGUGGCCCCGGUGCUCUCAUUCCAUACAUCGAGAAGGAUUACAACAUCGGUUACGCCGUCAUGUCCUUGAUUUUCGUGACAAAUGCGUUAGGAUUCAUUCUCGCUGCUCCUUUCACCCAGUUGCUCGAGACUAAGUUGGGCCGCUCCAAGUCUUAUGCGUUAUCCAUGGGUAUAUUGGCAGCGGGGUAUGUGAUCAUCCUUUGCAAGCCUCCGUUCCCAGCCGUCGUGGCUAGUUUUUUCCUACUGGGGUUCGGCAUGGCACUGAGCCUUGCUCUGAACAAUGUAUUUUGUGCCAACCUUGCCAAUAGCACAGCUGCUCUGGGUGGCUUACAUGGAAGUUAUGGUAUUGGGGGAACCAUGGGACCUCUGAUAGCGACAGCUAUGGUAUCCGGCGGAGUUCGUUGGUCCUUCUAUUACUCUAUCAACUUGGCCUUUUCGCUCGUCAACCUAGCUUUUGGAAUGUGGGCCUUUAGAAACUACGAGAAAGACUUGCCGGUUCAGCUCUUGACAGCUCUUCAGCAAACUGUAUCCCAACAGGAACAUGGUCAUGCUGCGCCAAACAGGGAGCAACUGUUGAAACAGACUGUGAAGAACAAAACAACGCUGCUUGGGGCGCUGUUCAUUUUCGCAUAUCAGGGUGCAGAGGUUUCCAUCUCUGGCUGGGUUGUAUCGUUCCUCAUUAGCUAUCGCAACGGAAACCCUUCCCAGGUUGGUUAUGUAAGUGCUGGCUUUUGGGCUGGCAUCACCCUCGGGCGAUUUCUGCUGUCGCAUCCUACAUACAAAGUCGGCGAGAAGCUCGCUGUUGUUGUGCUUGUUGUGGGCUCUGCUGCAUUCCAGCUCAUGACCUGGCUCAUUCCCAAUGUGAUCGGAGAUGCCGUUUCGGUAGCCAUCGUGGGUCUACUGCUCGGCCCUGUCUGUCCUUGUGCUAUGGCAGUCUUCAGCAAGCUGCUUCCCAGAAAUAUCCAGAUAUCUAGCUUGAGUUUUAUCUCUGCAAUGGGAAGCAGCGGAGGUGCCGUUUCUCCAUUCUUCACUGGAUUACUGGCGCAGAGUGUGGGGACGUAUGUUCUUCACCCAAUCUGUAUUGGGUUGUACGGCCUGAUGCUUGUGGGCUGGGUUGCACUGCCUAAGAUCUCUAAGAGGUCUGAGUAA